Sapajus apella (tufted capuchin) is the source of this 5324-nucleotide messenger RNA. It is a transcript of the gene AKT2, whose product is annotated as AKT serine/threonine kinase 2. Gene Ontology annotation, molecular function: protein serine/threonine kinase activity; ATP binding. The record is from RefSeq and is a predicted model, not a curated record. Lineage: Eukaryota; Metazoa; Chordata; Mammalia; Primates; Cebidae. Gene Ontology annotation, biological process: protein phosphorylation. The coding region runs from base 2342 to 3787 and encodes 481 amino acids. The transcript is spliced from 14 exons.
UGGAGACAGGGUUCUCACUAUGUUGCUCAGGCUGUUCUUGAACUCCUGGGCUCAAGCGAUCCUCCUGCCUCAGUCUCUGAGUAGCUGGGACUGCAGGUGCAUGCUACUGCUGCUGGUUCCCAGUCCACCACAGCUCCGGGAGUGGUGGGAAGGCUGUGCCUGGGCAGGGGGCAGCAGAAAUGCCUGUGGGAGUCAGCAGUAGCUGUGCAUUGCAGGCGUGUGGGCCUGGGGGAGAGGUGAGGAUUGAUCCUGAGGGCAUUGCGGAGCUGAGGAAAAGCUUUCAGUCAUCCGCCACCAUUUACUGAGCACUUAUGCGCCAGCAUUGCAUCAGUACUGGGAAUGCAGCGUUCUACUUAUCAAAGUCCCUAUCCUCAUGGGGCUGAGGGAGACCCACCUGAAACGCGAAUAAGCAAGGAGCUGGUUAGAGGGGAGGUGCUAGGCAGCGAAUUUAAAUCAGGUGACGACUGGGUGCUUCUUUAGAUGCAGGCGGCAGCGGGGAGGGCCUGUGAGCUGAUCCCAGUUUGGCAAGGUGAGGCAGUCAUGUGGGGUGGGAGGAGAAGGAACAGCCCUCCAGGUGGAGGGAACCACAGUGCAAAGGUCUGAAGGGAGGACAACUUGGUGAGGUGCAGGGACAAGCCUCACGGAGGCCUGUGUGGCUUGGUAGAGUAGGGAAGCACGGAGGAGACCAGACCAGGGCUGUGGGCCUGGCAGGGCCUGUCACUGGGAGCCUUGUGGACUAUGAGAAGGAGCUUGGAGUUGCAGCAGCAGCAGCCUGGUCACAUUUAGGGUGUUAGCAGGUGACACAGGAGAGAGUCACAGGCUCCUGCCUGGGGAUGUGGGGAUAUUUGACUGAGCCGAGCAGGGUGUUUCACAGGCCUCCCACUUCCCCUCGAGUAGCAUCACUGCCUUGGAGCCAGCAAAGGCCCUACGGUUGCCUCCCUCUCUGUGGUUUUCACACCGUGUUCCCCAGAGCCCGUGGCUGUUACUUUUAGGGAGAGAGGCGAGGAGGCUCAGCGGGCCAAUUUUUCUGCCCAUCCCUCCCCACCCCAACCAACUGGACUAAUACUGAAUAGCAACGCAGAGCAGCAGUCCACAUCUGAUACAGACAUCACCCGCCGACCCUGCUUCCACGCCGCUGUGGGCUUGCAGGCCUGCACCAUUCCCGGUGCUCUUCUGGAAUUGGAAAGACCAGGCCUUGUGACUGGUACCCAGCAGACAUGUCUCUGGUGGGCAUCAGGUGUGGUGAUGUUACAAAGGCAAAAUAAAUGAGGGCCAGAUGAGAGUGUGGCCAUGUUUCUCCACUGUAGCUGGGUGAUCAGGGAGGACCUCCCUGAGAAGGUGACUUGUGGGCAGGGACUGAUGGAGUGCUUGUGAGGGAGCCAUGGGAGGAUCUGGGUGAAGACCCGUUAGACCCAGGAGGAAUCUUCUCUGAUUCCCACUUUACAGUGGUGAGGCCUGGAGAGCCUCUGUAGCUUGUGCUGGGUCCCCCAACCAGGAAGUGUUGGGGACAGGCUAUGAAUCUGGGCCUCCAGAGAUUCCCCCAGCACAACUUGGUAGCCCCUGGUGCGUGUGACUUCUGAUCCCACCCAUGGGCUCAUCCCUAAGGCUUAUCUUCAUUUAAAAAUUUUUUUCUGGAGCUGGGAGACUCACUAUGUGGCUCAGGCUGGUCUUACUUAUCUUGCAGGAGCAGGUGCCCUGGCAUUUGUUUUUUGAGGUGUGUUCCAGGGUAUCUUCCUUGAAGGAGCAGAACCCCUCAGAACAAACCUCUAGGGUCUCCAGAAGCCCCCUGGGAUGGGUUGGGAUGGAAAGGAAUGUCUUUCAGACUUGAGCUCCAAGCCCCUGGAGGGCCCAGGGACACCCCUUCCUGGGCCUCUCUCCAGCUUCCCAGAGCUCUCAGCAGAAGGCCCUCAACCACAGGCCUCCGGGCCGCACGGUGGGGUGGUUCCAUGGCAGGCUCUUCUGGACAGCCAGCCAAGCAGUGAGAGGCCCAGCUAGGGGAGACAGCCUGGGAGCGGGACCAGGAGGGAGGGAGCGCACGUGGGAGGGGUGCUGGGUGGGAGUGCAGGCUGGCCCCCUUGGGGCAGGACCCACUGCCAACUCGGCACCUACAGCAGGGCCCGGGUGCACUGAGUGUGCCCAGCAAGGGACAGCAAGCCGGGCCAGCCAAGAGGACAAUGGAUGUCAGAGGUCCCUGCAGGAGUUUCUCCAGCCCAGCUGUCCUGCUGGAGAAGCUCGUCCGCAGAUGUUGUUUCUAAGGACUGUGCCCUGUCCACGGCGCCUCCUGCAUGUCCUGCUGCCCUGAGCUGUCCCGAGCUAGGUGACAGCGUGCCACGCUGCCACCAUGAACGAGGUGUCUGUCAUCAAAGAAGGCUGGCUCCACAAGCGCGGUGAAUACAUCAAGACCUGGAGGCCACGGUACUUCCUGCUGAAGAGUGACGGCUCCUUCAUUGGGUACAAGGAGAGGCCCGAGGCCCCAGAUCAGACCCUGCCCCCCUUAAACAACUUCUCUGUAGCAGAAUGCCAGCUGAUGAAGACUGAGAGGCCGAGGCCCAACACCUUCGUCAUACGCUGCCUGCAGUGGACCACAGUCAUUGAGAGGACCUUCCACGUGGAUUCUCCAGAUGAGAGGGAGGAGUGGAUGCGGGCCAUCCAGAUGGUCGCCAACAGCCUCAAGCAGCGGGCCCUGGGCGAGGACCCCAUGGACUACAAGUGUGGCUCCCCCAGUGACUCCUCUGUGGCCGAGGAGAUGGAAGUGGCGGUCAGCAAGGCACGGGCCAAAGUGACCAUGAAUGACUUCGACUAUCUCAAACUCCUUGGCAAGGGAACCUUUGGCAAAGUCAUCCUGGUGCGGGAGAAGGCCACUGGCCGCUACUACGCCAUGAAGAUCCUGCGGAAGGAAGUCAUCAUUGCCAAGGAUGAAGUCGCUCACACGGUCACCGAGAGCCGGGUCCUCCAGAACACCAGGCACCCGUUCCUCACUGCGCUGAAGUACGCCUUCCAGACCCAUGACCGCCUGUGCUUCGUGAUGGAGUAUGCCAACGGUGGCGAGCUGUUCUUCCACCUGUCCCGGGAGCGUGUCUUCACAGAGGAGCGGGCCCGGUUUUACGGCGCGGAGAUAGUCUCGGCUCUUGAGUACUUGCACUCGCGGGACGUGGUGUACCGCGACAUCAAGCUGGAAAACCUCAUGCUGGACAAAGACGGCCACAUCAAGAUCACUGACUUUGGUCUCUGCAAAGAAGGCAUCAGUGACGGGGCCACCAUGAAAACCUUCUGUGGGACUCCGGAGUACCUGGCGCCUGAGGUGCUGGAGGACAACGACUAUGGCCGGGCAGUGGACUGGUGGGGGCUGGGCGUGGUCAUGUACGAGAUGAUGUGUGGCCGCCUGCCCUUCUACAACCAGGACCACGAGCGCCUGUUCGAGCUCAUCCUCAUGGAGGAGAUCCGCUUCCCGCGCACGCUCAGCCCCGAGGCCAAGUCCCUGCUUGCCGGACUGCUUAAGAAGGACCCCAAGCAGAGGCUUGGUGGGGGGCCCAGUGAUGCCCAGGAGGUCAUGGAGCACAGGUUCUUCCUCAGCAUCAACUGGCAGGACGUGGUCCAGAAGAAGCUCCUGCCACCCUUCAAACCUCAGGUCACGUCUGAGGUCGACACACGGUACUUCGAUGAUGAAUUCACCGCCCAGUCCAUCACAAUCACACCCCCCGACCGCUAUGACAGCCUGGGCUCCCUGGAGCUGGACCAGCGGACCCACUUCCCCCAGUUCUCCUACUCGGCCAGCAUCCGGGAGUGAGCAGUCCGCCCACGCAGAGGAUGCCCCCAUGCUGCCAUCACCGCUGGGUGGCUUUUUUCCAACUUUUUACUUUGCCUUUUUGGUUUGUGUCCCCACCCCUACCUCCUCGCCUGCUUUCCAGUUCUUCUUCAGGCCCCUCCGGGACGCACCCCAGCGGCCCCUGCGGCCCCUGCUUCCGGCCUCACGUUUGUGCCUGGACUCGCAUUUGGGAGACUCCAUCUCCUGCCCAGGCCCAGGCUGUUGGGCGGCUGCAGAGAUUCAGGUUUUAAACCACACAAGCCCCAGUGAGGGGUUAAGCAUGGCGCCCGGGGCCUGCUUGGGUUUCUGGCCCGGGCGCCGGUGGCUGCCUCUGCGCUGCUGCUUCCAGAUGAAGCCUGCCUUCUGGUGCGACACGACACCCGGCAGACAGUGGUGCUGCCUUCCAGGCCCCGUGGCCUAGGCUUGGAAUGCCCAGGCGCGGGUCCAAUCCCCCACCCGCUGUCCUCCCAUGGGGGCAGAAAAGCAAUAAUAUCCAGGGACAGGCAGGGGCCCUGGGGAGCUGCAGGGUUGGGAGUUAGGGCCGCUCCCUGGUGAACACAGCUAGGUCCUAGGAUCUGUGCUGUGGGAAACCAGGAGGGGCCGGGCUGGGUGCUGCCUCCUGGCCCUGCUUCCUCCCCACCAAGCUGCCAUCCUCACCCUGUGGAUGAGGCAGGAGGAACACUUGGGGGCAAACCUGCCUGCCCCCAGCCCCGUGCCUUACCAGGGCUUCCUUCCAGCUGGCCUUUCCUCCUGCUGGACCCCGGGCCUGGCCGGGCCUGGGCUCGCCCCCUUCUCUGCAGGGGCGGAGGGGCACCAGCCUCAGCUGUUACAAUCUUACACCAGACAGUAUUGGGCCCCAUGGACUUGGUCAGGGAGGAGUGGGGGUGGGCAUCUCUGGUACCUGUUGGGGUGAGGGAGCCUCUGAGAAGGGAGGCUCCUAGGCCCUGUCUUCCUUCCCCCUCCCCAGGGCCCCACGUUCUGCAGCCUUAAGGUUAAACAUGAGUGCAUGUCUAUGUCAGUGCUGUGGGACCCCUGUGUGUGCUUCAGACUGCGUGUGUCGGCGUGACUCAGGCACACGUGGGUGUGUGUGCAUGUGUGUGGGUGUGUGUGUAUGUGUGUUGGUGUGUGUGAAGCAGUAUGUCCUCCAGUGUGCAUGGUGUGUGGGCUUGGGCCCCAUCCCUGGCCCGAGCAUUUCAUCCUGUGGGGCAGGGUUGGUGACCUAGUGUGAGCCCAGCCACCGGGAUCCAGGCGCUGCCCCGCCCACGCCUUCCCUCCCCGCAGCAACACCUCUGGGUGUUUGGAGUUGAGCUUUUGUGGGUUUGAUUUCCCUACCCCACCUCCUGUACUGCGCAGUUCCUGGCGGGGUGGGGAGGGGUGGGGUGGGUUUGGGCGGGUGGGGGUCUUUCUUUCCUCUGCGCGAUGUCGAUUAUCUGACAGUUCUCUUCCGUCCCUACUGGCUUUUCUCCUCGUCUUCAUAUUUGUACGGUACAAGCAAUAAAGACACUCAUUUCAGACCAGG